AUGGCUUCCGCCACCCAAUCGCCAGAGCAGCGUGAGCUGGCUCUGAUCGGCAAAGUCGAAAUGCGCAUAGCACUCGCCGAUACAGACAACAAAUUGGAGGCCAUUCUCAAGACCUACUUGCCUCCGAUACUGCUAAAACUCGCAUCGGAACACGUCACCGUACGCAACAAGGUCAUCUCAGUCUGUCAACAUAUCACUACAAGAACGAAACCGAGCUCGGUACAACUCCCGGUUGCGGCUCUGGUCAAGCAAUUCCAAGAGCAGGAGAGCUCAUUCGUGCGUCACUUCGACCUACUUUACAUCCAGCAAGGCGUUGGUCGGCUAUCAUCAUCAGAAAAGGCUCAAGUGCUCCCGGUCGUUCUCGCUGGUAUUUCGAAGAGUGGCAGCCACGGACCUCAGAUCUUCAACUUGCUAUUACGACUUCUCGAAUCCUUCACGUUACCACCCAGAGGAAGCAAAGAAGAUUCGGAGCUCCGCCAGCAACUUGGCGUUUCGGAUGCGGACGCUGGAUACGUGGCCACGUGGAUCGGCAAGUUCAUCCUCUUCACGCCGCAGAAGGGUACGAGUAGCAAUUGCCCGGGAUUAAGUUCUGAAGAUUAUGCUUUCAUCAGCAUGCAGAACAAGGAUGAUCUCUGGAGUCCGGCAUCUGGUGGCCUCAAUCUGCUAAGAACGAAAGUACUCGCAGCCCGACUCUUAUCUAGCGGUUUAUUCAAUGACCAGGAGCGCUUUUUACCAGCAAUGUGUGCGUCUGCGGAUCCGGCAUCGACGAUCAGUGACGUUGGCGACGACAUAUUGAAGCGUGCAAUGCCUGUGACAGAUCUAGAAGACGAGGCCUUGGUUCGAACAUUCUUCUACUUAUAUUUCGGAGUCGAUGGUACGCCACGAGUGCGCCCGCCGCUGAGGUUGAAGAUUCUUGGCCUCCUCAACAAAUCUACUCACAGCACUACAUUCUCGCACUUCAUCAUGCAGAUAGUCGAUGACGGCGUCGCACAGCCAAAUUUGGACGGCGACGAUACAAUCAUGUCCAAUUCUUCUUCAAGUAUAAGUAACGCUGGACGAGAGAUUACGAAGCUGCGGGCGGCAAUUUUUCAAUACGUCGACUUUGUGGCGCGGUACGGCUCAGUCGACAGCUUACAUGCCAUAGCUCCACGAGUCAUAACACGACUACGAGACUUCAUCGAGAAUCAAGGGUGGCCCAAAACGGGGCCGAACGAGGAUAUAGUCUCAAGAGGCUACGCAUAUGAAGUCGUUGGAUUACUUGCGAAAGCUGGAGCCCGAGAAGUCCUGGUAGAAACGGAGCAUGCUUCCCUCGACUUGGUCCGUUGGCUGUUCGAAUCACUGGCAAAAGACUCCACUGGGACUUCUUUGGUUGUCAGCAUUGAGGAAGCGCUCUCCACAGUAUUGAGUGCACUGUCUCGGAUCGAAUUGACUGCAGAGGAGCAAGCUGUUCUAGAGGACCUUCUCACCGAGCAAAUGCACCAGUCAGCCGACCUGGAAGGCAAUCAGCGGCUGCGGAGCACACGAUAUGUUAGCAUACGGUUUGCCAAUCGCUGUCUGCCAUACUCAUCGAUUAAAGCAAGAUGGGUCGAUGUACUAGGGCUGGGUGCUACGAACGAUCGAGGUGAAGUGCGCGAGGAAGCUGAGCGAGGUCUUAGCCCAUACUGGUAUGGUAUGCUCAAUGGCUCUCUAGGUACUGUUCAACCGCAGCAGCUACAAUUCCCAACAUUCGAUGCCGCUGUCAAACAGCUGUUUUCUGGAAACACAACCAAUAAUGCGAAGGAACCCAUGGCAGUAUCUGUACAGGCGAAACGAUCACAUCCACAAUCCUUCAGCCAUAUGACUGCGUUUGCUCGACAUGUGCUAUACAACGAAGCCAUGACUCAACAUGGCGCUCCGGCCAACUUGGAUAGCGAGUGGGAGAGACGGAUCGAUGCAGCGGCUGAAAGUGAUGAGACAGCACGAAGUUCCAUUAGGCGAUACGUUGCGGAGAGCACUUCCCUGAGCUCUGUCAAGAUCUUGGCCAGUGCCCUUUUCACUAGCCUCACAGAUGCGACUGGCCCGUCUACUCAAGGAACACCACUGGUCGAGCUGCUCUCCCUUUGUCCAGAUGCCGUGAUCGAGGUCUUGCUACCGCAUACACAGGAACUCAUGCCUGUUCUACAAAGCAACAACCACUCCCGUCGCAUGACGGCAGCACAUGUUUAUGGUCUAUUGUCUAGCCACCUGAAAGCUCCGGUCUCGACUGUAGAGUUGCAAUUGCAUCACCUUGAGGCCGUUGUUCACAAGUGGGAUACAGCCAUCGGCGCUGCUGCAAACCAAGUUCAUGGUUGCGCAAUCGGCCUCGGCUACUACUAUAGUAGAAAAUCGUACCGAACGCAGACCGCGGUCAGUGGCGACGAGCCAAUGGCCUAUCUCAAGAAUAUUGUUGAUAUCACCACGUCCUCCAAAGACAGCAACCUACUGGAGGCUGCGCAUAUAGUACUUGGUCAGAUGUGUAUGUUUGGUGCUGUGACUCUGGAGCAGUUGAGUGGCCUUACAGAGUUCAAAAUGCUCGUCGACAAGGUAUAUGACACUGCCAAGAGCGGCAACGAAACCGCAGUUCUGGCACUAGGUCAAUUGUCGAUGGUGCUGCCUGAAGAUAAGGGCAAAGAAGACUCCGAUCUGUCACAAAUCGAGGAGGCUAUACAUAAGCUACAUGAGAUCAAGCAAGCAGAAGCACAUUUCGCGGUUGGCGAAGCCUUCAGCUACAUUGCCUCAGGAUGGCAAUCGAGUGCCUUGGCGACGAAGCUUGACAUCAUUGGCGAAAAGCCAUCGAGACCACUGCGAUCAUCUACACUGGCCCAUGUUGUCGACCGUGUCUUGAGCGAUUGCGGCAACACGAAACCAGCACUGAAGAAAGCCGCUGUGAUCUGGCUUCUGUGCCUCGUCCAGUUCUGUGGACAUCAGGCUGAAGUACAAGAUAGAUUAGGGAAGUGCCAGAUUGCUUUCAAGCGCUGUCUAGGUGAUCGAGAUGAGCUUGUGCAAGAGUCUGCCUCAAGGGGAUUGGGUUUGAUAUACGAGAAGGGAGACAGACGGCUGAAGGACGAUCUUGUCCGCGAUCUGGUGUCUUCGUUCUCAUCCGACAGAUCGUCUCAGCUUGCUGGAAACGUCUCUGCUGAUACGCAACUCUUCGAGCCAGGUGCGCUACCCACUGGAGAGGGCUCGUCAGUCUCGACGUACAAGGACAUCAUGAGUCUAGCUUCUGAAGUUGGCGACUCGAGUCUGGUCUAUAGGUUCAUGUCCAUGGCCUCAUCUAACGCCAUCUGGUCCAGUCGAGCGGCGUUCGGCAGAUUUGGCUUGAGCAAUGUAUUGUCAGAUUCGAGCGUGGAUGGAUAUCUUGCCAACAACCCAAAGCUAUACCCCAAGCUUUUCCGCUACCGCUUCGAUCCGAACAGUGGUGUGCAGCGAUCCAUGAACGAUAUCUGGAACGCUUUAGUGAAAGACUCUGCGGCUACAAUUGAUCAGCACUUCGACGCGAUCAUGGACGAUUUGCUUGUGAGCAUUGUUGGCAAGGAAUGGCGAACAAGGCAAGCUAGCUGUGCGGCAGUCGCAGAUCUUGUGCAAGGUCGAUCGUUAGACAAAUACGACGAAUAUCUGGAACGUAUCUGGACGCAAUGCUUCAAGGUGCUUGACGACAUCAAGGAGUCUGUGCGAGCUGCUGCUGCGUCUCUGGCCAGGGUGUUGACUGGCGUCUUGACCAGAGCACUCGAGGCGGACCAUUCUGCGACAAAGAACGCUUCUGCUAUGCUCAAACACGUCUUGCCAUUUCUGCUUUCCACCUCUGGUAUGGAGUCCGGUGCGCAAGAAGUGCAAGGCUUUUCGGUGAGCACUUUACUCGAGAUCAUCAAAAAGGCCAAUGGCAGUACUCUUCGGCCGUUCAUACCGGAGCUCGUAGAACGGCUCGUCGGAUCACUCAGUACACUCGAGCCAGAGGCCGUGAACUACCUUCAUCUGAACGCUUCCAAGUACAAUCUGACCGAGCAGAAGAUCGACGACAUGAGGCUAUCGAGCAUCAGAUCAAGCCCUCUGAUGGAAGCGAUCGAGCGGUGCCUGGAUCUGCUUGACGAAGAAUCGAUGCAACAAUUACAGCCCAAGCUUGAGAGCGCAAUGAAAAGUGCGGUGGGCUUGCCAUCGAAGGUGGGAUCGAGUCGUGUGCUGGUCUCAUUGAGUACGCGAAGGCUUGCUGUGUUCAGACCGCACGCCGACUACUUCCUUCGGCUUAUCGAGAAAGUCUCGCUUGACCGCAACGACACUGUCUCCAGCUCAUACGCUGUGGCUGCAGGUUAUCUUGCCCGAGCAGCUUCCGACAAGCAGUUCUUAAGACUAAUGGCAUUCGCGAAGCGCCUGUACUUCGAUUCGGAAGGCGAUCGGGAGGCUGUCACGCCUCGCCGUAGCAUUCUGUCCGGAGAGAUCACGUACGCAGUCACGAAGCACGCUGCAGACCGCUUUAACGCACUCGCAUCAUCGGCUAUGCCAUUCGUGUUCAUCGCUAAGCAUGACCAACACGAACAAGUGAAAGAGCAAUUCCAAAAUGCUUGGGAUGAAGUCGUGGGCGGUACACGCGCCGUGGCUCUUUACCUUAGCGAGAUUGUCAGCUUGAGCAACGAAUACUUGGACUCACCACAAUGGGUGCUAAAGCAUACAUCGGCUCGUGCGAUAGCAGACGCCGCCACGCUUGUAGCCACCCUGGAUUCGAAGCAGAUGUCGCCUGAGCGCGCAGCCACUGUAUGGGCGGCGCUCGAAAAGGCAAUCGGUGGUAAGACCUGGGAUGGCAAGGAGGUCGUACUGGCCGCAUUCAGCGUGUUCGUCCAGAACAGUGCCUCAUACUACAGCAAGCAUCCAGAGAUUGCAUCGAAUAUCGUCAAGAUUACCGUACGCGAGGCCAAAAGACAGAAUCCAGCAUAUCAACCGUAUGCCAUCAAGGUCCUAGGUGAGGUUGCGCUUGCUCGCACGGACGUCGAUCUGUUCCAGACAGUCUUCGGUAUCACGCAACCACUUCUUGAGAAAGACGCAGACGGUGAAGCCAUGGACGUUGACGGAGAACGACCCGGGCGGGAGGCAGACGAGCUAAGACAGGCGAUCUCCGCAGCCGCGGCGGAGACUCUACUCGCAUCCGUCAACGUGGUAGUCAUGGAUGAUGAAACCCUGGUAAACGCCAUCACACAGACUGCAGGCGCCUUGGUUUCGAUUCCAGCUCCGUCUACGUCAAUCCGGCGCUCAAUCUAUAGUGGCUUGAAAAAGCUGUUCGACAGAGUCGAGGAUUCCGACCGAGGCAAAUGCAUCAGCACCGAAGCAGCGGAUACGAUGAGACCGCUGUUAUUCGGCCCGGAUCCUGGAACAGAAGCCUUGAACCUAUCGAGAGCAGCGGCCAUCAUCUCCGUGGUCAAGGCUGUGCCUCACUGGGAAGUAAAAGAUCGAAUUCGCACCCUUGUCAGUGAAGAGAGGUCCGCAAAAGUUCGAGGCCUUCUUCAGACCGCCUAG
Molecule: messenger RNA, 5520 nt
Organism: Recurvomyces mirabilis
Lineage: Eukaryota; Fungi; Ascomycota; Dothideomycetes; Mycosphaerellales; Teratosphaeriaceae
Gene: ECM29
Product: proteasome component M29
Exons: 4
Coding region: 1-5520 (1839 amino acids)
Biological process (GO): proteasome assembly
Cellular component (GO): nucleus; cytoplasm
Molecular function (GO): molecular adaptor activity
Source: RefSeq, a predicted model, not a curated record